Molecule: messenger RNA, 9680 nt
Organism: Dermacentor andersoni
Lineage: Eukaryota; Metazoa; Arthropoda; Arachnida; Ixodida; Ixodidae
Gene: Ptp99A
Product: Protein tyrosine phosphatase 99A
Biological process (GO): protein dephosphorylation
Molecular function (GO): protein binding; protein tyrosine phosphatase activity
Source: RefSeq, a predicted model, not a curated record
AGCAUUUUUAAUCCAGAGGGCGCCACCUUACGAGGCGUGAAUUCAGUCGCGAGCAGACGUUUCUUGUCGACAGAUGGCGCAACGCGACAAAAGACCGGCAUUCGUGGGCGUUUAGUUUCGGUUCUCCACCACCUGCCCCGCCGGCCGCGCUGCUGCAGCCGCGCGGUACUGCGGUUCUCGAAUGCGGAGAUUUUCUUGCCUCGCUUCUCUCAGUCGGUGGUUGCGCGCCGCUCCGCACGCAACUCCGCGGGGUUGCCUUGGUGCGCGAGGUUUUGCUCUUCGCGGUGGUGUUUUUGUUAAUUUUUUCCUUAUGUGGGUGCGCGGACUAGGGGUCGCCUGCUGAGGCCCAAACCCCGACCCCCAACGAGCUUCUUGUGCUUUUCUUUUUUGUUUUGUUUCGUCGCUUCUGUUCUGUGUCGCGCGCCUGAGUUUCUUUUUUUGUUUUCGGAUUACUUCGCUUUCCUCCGCGUGUCCUUUGACGCUGAGGAGAAGGAUCAGCUGUCAUCUUCUCUGACGUCUGCAGAGGAAGGAUAUAUGGAAGCGCAGUUUCUCCGCAUCCCUAUCGGCCAAGUUGUGAGUUGUCGAAGCUAUUGCUACGCUGGAUUCUAUUGGCUCGCGAUCUGUUCUUAGGUUUUCGUUUUUCAUGUUUCCCCUUGGUGCAAUCAUUUAACGCAAAUUUACUGUACGUAUUAUCUUAUUUUGCAAGCUAUUGUUUUCUCUCUUGAUCCUCUCGGAACGAGCUACCAAUAUUUAUUAAUUUAAGGUUGCGCGGUCCGGGUGCUUCCAGUUAUCUGAGGUUGCGAUCGAGUGUCUUCACAGAUCGUGUUUGCUAUACGGGCGCGGCUUCUUUCCUUAUCGAAGCGUUAUCGCUCGACAUUGUCUGCUUUUUCAGCCUAUCUCUGACUCGUUCAGCUUCUUGCGUGUAGUUUAUUGCCGCCGUUAGCUCUGGAAGCGCGGACACAUUCCAAGUCGCUGAUACAGCGGAAGCACUUCUUAACGAACCUCCGCGCGUAGCAGUGACCUUCCUGCGCACUUAAGCGGCGCAGCCUAGUGGCGAAGCCGAACCUGCUUUUAGCGUCGGCCAUAGCGCUGUGCGGUACUCGUUCUAUAUUUUAUAGCGAAUGCGAAUAAAAAAACUAGCGAUUUUUUGCAUCGGAUAAAGUAGAUAACAGAUUACAUCUGUCGCAUAAGGAAGAACUUGUAGGAUGAAACAAGUAUAGGUGCUGAGGAAAAGAAAAACGGAAAGUGAAACGCGAGGGACGUAGUCUCGAAGCGGAGCAGACGACGCCGUUUUUAGUUUCGAGCAGUCGAGGACUUCAUUGCCGCGAGCAGACGACACGGUCGCGCACAACACUAGAAAUCAAGGAAGGAAAAUACGGAGAAAUUGCUCCUCGUGAAGUGUCGGUGAAAGUAAAGUACAAAAACAAGAAAAGCGAUUGGGAAAGGAAGCUAUCGGGUCGUCUUCGCCGGUGCCACUUUUUUUUUUUUUUUUUUCUCCAAGAUGUCGGCCUGGCCCGGUGUUCUCGCGCGCAAUGGUCGGUCGAGCCGCAGCCGGGUGCAGCUGCCGCGGCGCGGAUAUCGUCUGCUGGAUAACGGUCGCCGCCGCGGGCAGACGACGGCUCCUACCGCUGUCGUCUGCUUCGUGCCCCGCGCAGCUUCUGCGUGACGCUUUCCCUGAGUGUUGUGAGGAAGCAAAACGCCCCUUCUAAAGGCGCGUUUCGAGUGCGUGGUUGAUGACAAUGCGUUGCGACGGGUUUGGACCGCGGGUCCCACGAGACGAUUGACGUGAAGUAAAGAAGACGUCGUGCCGGUCGCUGGUGUGCGUGUGUGUGUGUGUGCGCCGUACGUGAAAAAAAAUAUGCGCGUCGCCGGGAACUUGACUACUGCGAGCAGACGACUGAUCAAGACCCGGAUGAUGACGUCCCCUGCCCGGCUUAUGCUACUUCUGCUUGAAAUCGUCUGCCUCUGCCUCCUAAUCGCCGCUCCAGCGCACGCCGCCCCGGCCUUUGAUAACGGUGAUGGCGAGGCGGAGAAGAUCUUCGUGCGCGUCGGGGCCAACGUGACGUUCCGCUGCCCGGACCUACCCCAGUCGGGUCAGCAGCCGCGUCACCUGACCUGGUGGAAAGAGGACCGGCGGCUGAUCGAGGCGACCCGCGAGCGCGUCACCGUGGCGCCCGAGGCCGGAGCCCGGGUCGCCCUGAUGCCCGGCUCCAGUGCGCUGCUCUUCCGCUCAGUCGUGGCCGAGGACAGCGGAGAGUACCAGUGCGUGGUCAACAACCGGCAGGGCAGGCGGGGCAUCGUCCGACUCUACGUGCAGGAUGUGCCCGACCCACCAGGAAUCCCCAUCGUGGUGGGCUUCACCUCACGUUCCGUCAACCUGUCCUGGACUUCGAGCGUCAACACGCAUAACAGUCCCAUACUGCAGUACAUCAUACACAUCAGAAUCGGGGAGAAAGGCGACUGGGACACGCGGAACAAGGUGAUGACGUCGGACAACAGCACCAACUUCCAGGUGAUCGGUCUGAAGCCGUUCACGGUGUACUCCUUCCGAGUGCUCGCCGUCAACGCCAUCGGCGCCAGCAAACCCAGCAAGGAGUCCUUCUACAUGGUCACGCUACGUGAAGUGCCGGAGGGAAAGCCGACCAUCGUGCACGCGCAAAACACGAGCAGCUCCACCAUCCGUAUACAGUGGACGGCUCCCCCGAGGCACACCAUCCACGGCGAAUUCGAGGGCUACCGCAUCACCUACCGGCCUAGGGACAAGCCGCAAGAGGAGAGCCGGGAAAUCGUCGUACGAGACAGCAAACAGACGCAAUACACCAUCCGGAACUUGGAUACAUUCACUCAGUACCUGGUGUCUCUGCAAGUGUUCAACCCUGCCGGACGAGGACCGGCUGUGGUCGUGCCUGUCAUGACCGACGAGGGAGAGCCGAGCCCACCUGUGAACGUGACGGUGGUGGGCGUGACGGACAACACGGUGCGGCUGAAGUGGCGGGAACCCGAGAAGCCCAACGGGGUUCUUCAGGGAUACUACGUCUACUUUCAUCCGUCGCGCAACGGCUCAGCACAGCAGCAACGCCGUACAGUCUCCCACCCGCAGCCCAUUCAGGAAUAUGCGCUCACCAAUCUCCGGCCAUUCUCGUACUACAACAUCUGGGUGAAGGCCUUCACGCAGAAACAUCUCGGGGAGUCUAGCAACCUGCUCAAGAUACAGACGGACGUCCAGGGACCCAGUGCGCCGAUCAUAGUGAACCUGACCUGCCAGUCAUUGGACAGUCUCUUCCUGCAAUGGGAGCGGCCGCAGACCUACUACAACAAAGUGGACUACUACUUUGUGCACUACCGCUCGGAGGAGGCCUGGGGCUUUGAGGAGAUCGCCAUGGCUGCCACCGACCGGCUAGACCAUGUCAUGUUCAUACCAAACCUGACGGCCAACACGCUGUACGAGGUGAAGGUGCAGGGGGCGACGCGGAGUAUCAUUGACCAGACGACCGUGUUCAAAGGGCAGUUUUCUGAUUCCCGGAAGGUGCUCCUCCAGAGUAAGUGUCAGACCUUCAACGAUGGUGCCUAUUCCGAUCCCAGCCUGAGUGCCGCCGUGGUGGCCGGUGUAGUGUGCGUGUCGUUUGCGCUGUUUCUGGCCAUCAUCUCCUUUGUUCUGUGGAAAAAGUAUUUUCAGGCCGCUUACUAUUACUUGGACGACCCUCCAGGAAACAGAGCUUCGCCGCAACUUUCUGAAACCUUUGACGACUCGGAGUAUGCUUCUGUGCACGUGAGCCAAUGGGCGAAACACGUGGCUGACCUUCAUGCCGAUGGAGAUAUCGGGUUCUCGAGGGAGUACGAGUCUCUCCAGCAGGCUACGGAUUUGGAUCUGUCUUCAGACUAUUCUCAGAUGGCAGAGAACAAGGGGAAGAACCGAUAUGUCAACAUCGUGGCAUAUGACCACACACGUGUUAUAUUGAAGCCUACCCCUGGCCAGAAGAAAUCAGCUGACUACAUCAACGCUAACUACAUUGAUGGUUACAACAAACCUAGGGCCUACAUAGGCACCCAGGGCCCCCUGCCCUCGACUUUUGACGACUAUUGGCGCAUGAUCUGGGAGCAGAGGGUCUGCAUCAUCAUCAUGAUCACCAACCUGGUAGAAAGAGGACGGCGUAAGUGUGAUAUGUACUGGCCAAAGGAAGGUACUGAGACCUAUGGCAUAAUCCAAGUGAAGCUGGUCCAGGAGGUUGUCAUGGCAACAUACACCGUCCGAACCUUUGCGAUCAAGAACAUCAAAGUGAAGAAGAAGCAGGCGUCUGAGCGGACGGUGUACCAGUAUCACUACACCAACUGGCCAGACCAUGGGGUACCAGACCAUCCUCUGCCAGUCCUCAGCUUUGUGGCCAAGUCUUCUGCUGCCAACCCUCCCACUGCAGGACCCAUGAUCGUGCACUGCAGUGCUGGUGUAGGAAGGACGGGCACCUACAUCGUUCUGGAUGCCAUGCUCAAGCAGAUGCGGCAUCGGCAGAGCGUCAACGUCUACGGCUUCCUGCGGCACAUCCGCCAGCAGCGAAACUACCUCGUCCAGACCGAGGAGCAGUACGUGUUCAUCCACGACGCUCUGCUCGAGGCCAUCGAGAGUGGAGACACGGAGGCUGGGGUCUCACAGCUGUCUCGCUACGUGCAGAGCUUGCAGACAGCUCAGGUUGGAAACACAGGGAGCGGGGACAAUAUUGACAAGUCCUGGUCACUCCUAGAGAAGCAGUUCAAGCUGGUGACUGUGUUCAAGGCGAAAGAUUUCAAUGUGGUGUCAGCUGUGAAGCCCUGUAACAAGGCCAAGAACCGGUCACUCAACUUGAUUCCCAUCGAGUCGCACCGGGUGCACAUCACCCCAAAGCCGGGCACGGAUGGCUCGGACUACAUCAACGCCACUUUCCUACAAGGUUACAACAGGUUGCGGGAGUACAUAGUAACGCAGCAUCCACUAAUGACGACCAUGGCCGACUUCUGGCAGAUGGUCUGGGACCACAACUCGCAGACAGUCGUGGUCCUCUCGGUCGUCGACGAAAAGGAGUACCCGCAGUUCUGGCCCGACACAGACGAGGAGCAGGACUAUGGGAGCUUUAAGGUGAAGCCCACGAGCGACGAGACGGCCACGACGGCGUCGACGGACACGGUUCCGGCCGACGAGAAGCCGAGCGGGGGCCCAGGCUUGGUGAGCCGGGACUUCAUCUUGCAGUCGACGCAAGACGACUACGAGCUGUCCUGCCGUGUGAUCCAGUGCCCGGGCUGGCCCCAGGCUUGCACCCCCAUGGCCACCCUGUUUGACCUGAUCCGCACGGUGGCCGCACGACACGCCGAGGACCUCAACGGUCCCGUCGUCAUCGUAGACAAGUGUGGAGGUACGGAGGCAGCCACCUUUUGCUGCCUCUCAUCGCUCUACAAGCAGCUUGAGAGCGAAAAAUGCGUGGAUGUGUACCUGUACGCGAAGCUGUAUCACAUGAGGAGGCCUGGAAUAUGGAAAUCUCAGGACGACUUCCUAUUCCUGUACCGAGCAGUCGAAAGCCUGCUGGCUGUGAGUAAUAGCCCGGCGGCGGCGGCGCCGAUCCUCGCCAACGCCACGAACGGCCAGCUCACCAGCAACGGGCAUGCGGUCAAGAUUGAGGAAGUCGCCGGGAAGAUAGAGAGCCCGGAUUGAAAGAAGGCCGAGCACAGUCACUUCUUUCCCUGUCCAGCCGUUCGCCGCGAUGGCGUGCGCUCACCUUUGCUUCUUCUGGUCAUCCCGAGCUUGGCACCGAAUGAGAUUUUUUUGUUCCCACGCCUCGUUUUAGUACCGGUUGCAUCGCUUCGUUUCCGUUCUCGAGAUAAAAGAGAGGGCAACCGAGGAACCUUGGAAGGCAGAGAGAUCAGCUGUGACCAAACGCAGAGAGCGUCGGUGCAUUCUGCCUCAUGACGUGCACGUUCUGGUAAUGUUCGAAAUGUGUGCGCACAUGUGUUUUUCGGAUGUUCGUCCAUUGCCCCGCAAGUGUGAGCAGUCUGAAAGCUCCCGUUUUCACGGCGAAACAUUGCAUGUAUCGGGAGAUGAGAGAACAAAAAAGAAAGAGCGUUGCUGGAAGAAUGCCGUGCUCAUCUGGCAGUCUUAACGAUGGAGCUAUCGUGCUAAGUACAGAGCAUGUCUGCAUCCUUAGUUUGGAAACAGACGAUUCUGUCUGAUUCAGGGCAGCUGAUGAAAUUCACAUAGGCUGGAAACAGACUCUCUAUAAAAGUUAGGUCUGAAAACGAAAAAUUGUAGCAGAUAAUGCAACGUUGUAGUGGUUAAUCACUACUUUUACUGCGACUUGAACUUCAGAUUCAAUUUGGAAAGUUACCUUGGCAAAGCCUGACACUUGUUUGGGGUGCCUUGCUAUGUAUAAUGCCUCUGAUUGAGCAAUACCACGAAAACCCGGAGCAGCCGGGAUUGUGAACCAGAGCAGUAUCAUUCGGUGGGCUCAUUUUUUUAUGCCGCGGUGUCUUUUCGAACCUUCAGAAAGGACGGCCUGUGCUGUAAAUGGUGUAAGAUAGUUAGUUACAUUAAGUUGUACAUUAUUGCGCGUCAUGUUUCACUUCACAUCGCCGACCGAUUGUGUAGAUUUUUUUUCUUUAUACCUGUUUUUUUUCUCGAUUUGUGUUUGUUCAGUCAGCUGUCUGCUAAAAGCAAUGUUCUUAUUGUUUUCAUGCUUAGUACUGGCCAACUGCUUUUGGACAUAGUGCGUUUGUUUUUUCUCAUCGUGGGUCAAUGAGCCCACGAGAGAGAAAAGCGAUGCGUUUGGGGAAUGGGUGCUGAACGCACACCAGACUGUCACUGCCAGAUGUACAUCGCAACACCUGUAGCCUAGAGGGAACGUGUCCCUCCCAGCUGUCGUGAUAGUUCGAAGUCAACAAGCACAAAAGGGCUUGGCUCUCUGCAGGUUCAGUAGAUGAACCCUGUCUUCAGCACUGCCGUUUUAUCGUUUUUUGUUGUUGUUGUUCUUUUUUUUUUUUUUCGCUGGGCUUUGCGUUUAGGUUUCAUACCUUUACUCACUUUAUUUAUUUUCCGUGCCGCUGUAUUGAGAGAUCUUGUUUAUCGCAAGGAACGAAACCUAGAUAUUAUUGGUGUUUAACGAAAGACGGACAGUUCUGAGUGACUGCCGAGGCCUUUUUUGGGCAAGACAGGAGUUGUGUUUUUGAGUUCCACGCCUCUGAUGAUGACACAGCGCAGACGAACGAUGCGGUCGGAAAUUACGACGACGACGACAACGGCAAAAACAACAGAGACGGCGCGAUCAAAACAAGAGACAGCCAAUGAUGAAAGGCGCGGGAAUGGAAGAGACAAGACAGGAGUACGCAGCGUGCGAGCAUGCGCGAAGGGGCCCCGCACACGACGGAGACGUGCCAAGUUGCGCAACACACGCGCGCGUUCAGUUGCAAGCCUCGACAGAAGAUGAAUAAACGGCCUUGACGUCAAUACCAACCGCCCCCGCCCCAUUGCCCCCAUCUCCCAAUGCCAAACGACGCCUCCCCGAUCCAGCAGCAACAACUUCUAGUCUGAUAUCAUCUACGUGCUGUCAAUGUUCUGCAUAUUUUUAUUAUUUUCUUUCUUUCCUUCACUUCUGCUCACGUUCAGGCUUUUCAAGAUUUCACGCACCAAGCAAACGAGCGUAGGUGUGCAUUUUUGUUGAUGUCCAUGGUCUUCGACUCUUCACGCUUGUUGUUGUGUUUCGUAUUAUGUCGCAGGUUUCCCACUGUCGUCAUUUCACCUUACCCCAUCACUAACAGGCAUAGUUUUUCUUACCUACCACUGGUUUCAGACCAGAUGAAGCCGUGGAAAGAAAAAAACGAAAUACUCGACAGCAUAGCUGUUUCAUCUUUCUAAAGGGCACGCACUUCUUUUGUAUCUAUUCCUUUCUGAGCAGGCAUUUACUUUCCUCAUCAGCCCUUUGUCAGCGUACUGUGUCUAUAGAAAACAUUUUCCUCCUAGCCCCAUUCCUCAACGUCCUCAGCAUGCUCUUUCUUUUUUUCUUUCUUUUACAAGUCAGCUCUUUAAAAAAAAAAGCGCUUUCUCAGCAGGCUAGCAUAAGAGAGUGCUGCCUGACAAGACGCCGCAACACCUUGGCAUUGCUGUCGAAGCCCGGGGUAGCGUCUAAACAUUGUUGCAGUGUUAUCGGCAGUGUUUACCCAGUGCCGACAGUGUUGCUAGAGUGUUUAGUGUUUCCCGGGUAAUGGUUGUGUGUUGUUUUUCUUUGUGACGCGCUGUUGCUUCCCAAAGACGGACACACGCCUAAAUAAGUAACCAGUAUGCCCAAGGUGUUGUUGUUCAAUAUAUACACGCAUAUAAACUUUGUUGGUAGCACAUAAAUAUAAUUCCCUCCUCGGAAAGAGAAGACCCAGAGCGAGAGCUUCGAGUUUGUUGACGUAGUGUUCAGAUAUAUAUACAUAACAUAUAAUCUUCUAAAACCCAUCGCAUAACUUGGAGUUCCGUAGUUUUUUAAGAAGUGUGGCUUCGAUGAUUUCACACUGUCGUGGGAAAUCUGGCCACCAUUUUAAUAUUGAACGGCCCUGGUAGCCAUUUCUGACCUUGGGACAUAAUAUACUGCCUUGCUUGAAAGUUUGUUCAUUAAUGGACUCCAAAGAAAGCUUUGUUAUAAAUAACUAGUGACUGCGUGACCCAACGCAUUUCUCGUUGUAUGUAAGCUGGGUUAAUUUAAUUAUACGCUCAUUCACAAUGGUCUCCCAAUCAGUAUUUCUUGCAAACAUUCUUGCAUACACUCCUAAAACCAAGGAAAGAAUUCCGUCACGGGGUUUCAUUAGAAUUAUAGAGUACCGGACCAAAUGUCACCGCUAAACGUGACGCCGUCGCCUAAUGAAAACUCUCCUGUCUUUAUUCAGUUUCCACCAGUUCUUCAGAACUGCCAACUUAGUGAAUCCGGUGAUCUAAUUUUGAUGCGUUGAAAUUUGUGCUGCCUUAAAUUUUACUCUACAGUCCUUGUUUACUGAGGGGUAUUCCGUCACUGUUCCUUUUCGUGUCUGUUCUUCCUGGUCUGUUUUGUUCUUUUGUAUGUUCCUUGUCACAUUGAAGAACUUGUUUACAUGUUAUUUAUCUUCUGUAAUAUGUGCAAAAACAUCAAACAUUGAAAAUGAAAAGGUGUCUGGUAUUGUUGUUCUGUGUUGAGUUCUUACAAGUCUUAGAAGCCACUGUUAUCUACAAAGAUCAUUUGUCUCUGAAUUUAGUGUAAAUUCUUUCGUGAGGUCUGAUUGUAUGGACUGGCUAUCUCACAUGUAAAUAUAUAUAUUGAAUGUUAAUUAUUAUAAUUAGUGUGUUAUACACAUAGCUGCAUUGUGUGCGUAAUGAAAUACCAUAGGUUUCUGCCGAAUGCGUCAAGUUGUGCUUGUCAUCACAAGUUUGUUUCACUCCUCAGUGAAACAAUUCUUUUUCUUUCUGAUCCAGUUGUGUCUUUUUCCUCAGUGCCGAGGUCACUCUAUUGAUUUCACUUCUGUCUUUUCUUUCUCAAUUCAUUUUCUUUCCCCUGUUGUAGAUUCGAUUGAUUAGAAAUCUUCAGCUUCCUCAUCAACCAGUCUUCUCUCCUGUCUGCUUUACGCUAUUACAUAAAUCUAUAUUAAAAAAAAUCAAUAUAUGUGAUAUGUAUUGACUGCUCAAAAUAAAACAAAGACCAAAUAUGGAUAAA